Vitis riparia (riverbank grape) is the source of this 1923-nucleotide messenger RNA. RefSeq names its product dihydrolipoyllysine-residue acetyltransferase component 5 of pyruvate dehydrogenase complex, chloroplastic. The transcript is spliced from 6 exons. Gene Ontology annotation, cellular component: chloroplast thylakoid; chloroplast envelope; pyruvate dehydrogenase complex. Gene Ontology annotation, molecular function: dihydrolipoyllysine-residue acetyltransferase activity. NCBI's taxonomy places the organism in Eukaryota, Viridiplantae, Streptophyta, Magnoliopsida, Vitales, Vitaceae. Bases 168 to 1598 code for a protein of 476 amino acids. Gene Ontology annotation, biological process: pyruvate decarboxylation to acetyl-CoA. The record is from RefSeq and is a predicted model, not a curated record.
CAAACCAUCACAUUCACCGGUAAGGUGGUUGAGACUUCCGCCUCCAUUCGAUACACUCGAGGUACCAUCAAACGACAACUGUUCCUUAAUAAAACGGUACCCCUCCAUUUCUUCUUCUUCCUUAGUUCAGUCUCUCCCUAUCUCCAUAGCUCUGAGAGACCAACAAAAUGUCUCAACUUCUCCACCUCGGCACCUCCUUCGUUCCCUCCUCCUCCACCGCCCUCCGCCGCAACCCUACGUCCUCUCCGGCGAUCCACAUUUCUGGCAACAAACGGACCACCAUUCAGGCUAAGAUCCGGGAGAUCUUCAUGCCGGCGCUCAGCUCCACCAUGACCGAAGGGAAGAUCGUGUCCUGGGUCAAGUCCGAAGGCGACAAGCUCUCCAAGGGCGAGAGCGUCGUCGUGGUUGAGUCUGACAAGGCCGACAUGGACGUCGAGACCUUCUACGACGGCUACUUGGCGGCAAUUAUGGUGGAGGAGGGUGGCGUCGCCGCCGUCGGCUCCGCCAUCGCUCUGCUCGCCGAGACCGAGGAUGAGAUCGCGGAAGCCAGGUCCAAGGCCAAUACUUCGCCGUCUUCGUCUUCUCCGUCGCCUGCGGCGGCGGCGGCUCCAGAGAAGGCCGUGGGGGCUCCGGAGAAGGCCGCUCCAGUGAAGGCUGCGGCGACGGUGACUGUGGCGAAGAUGGCGUCUUCGGCACAUCCUGCGUCAGAGGGAGGGAAGAGGAUUGUGGCGUCGCCGUAUGCGAAGAAGCUCGCGAAGGAGUUGAAUGUGGAUUUGGGGAAUGUGAUCGGGAGUGGUCCAAUGGGGAGAAUUGUGGCCAAGGAUGUCGAAGCUGCAGCUGCUGCUGGAGUGAGUGUUGCAGCGGAGGAUCCGAAGCCCAGCCCUAGCUCGGCUCCGGUUAAAGUCCCGGCGAGCACGGGGAUUGAGUUGGGGACGGUGGUGCCGUUUACCACAAUGCAAGGCGCAGUUAGUCGGAACAUGGUUGAUAGUCUUACUGUGCCAACUUUUAGAGUUGGGUACACCAUAAGUACUGAUGCUCUUGAUGCCCUCUACAAGAAGAUUAAGUCAAAGGGUGUGACGAUGACAGCAUUACUUGCAAAGGCAACAGCACUUGCUUUGGUUAAACAUCCUGUUGUAAACUCUAGUUGCAGAGAUGGUAAGAGCUUUACAUAUAACAGUAGUAUCAAUAUUGCGGUUGCAGUGGCCAUAGAUGGUGGGUUGAUUACACCAGUGCUUCAGGAUGCUGAUAAGGUGGACAUUUAUUCAUUGUCAAGAAAGUGGAAGGAGUUGGUUGACAAGGCCCGAGCAAAGCAGCUGCAACCUCAUGAAUACAAUACAGGUACUUUCACUCUUUCAAACCUUGGAAUGUUUGGUGUGGAUCGGUUUGAUGCAAUUCUGCCACCUGGAACUGGAGCAAUCAUGGCGGUUGGAGCAUCAGAACCAACCGUUGUUGCCACCAAGGAUGGUCGGAUUGGCAUGAAGAACCAGAUGCAGGUGAAUGUUACAGCAGAUCAUCGGGUAAUAUAUGGUGCUGAUCUGGCUUCUUUCUUGCAAACCUUGGCCAAGAUUAUAGAAGACCCCAAAGAUCUUACUUUCUAGUCUGAGAUUCCAUUACUGAACAAGGCUUUCUCGGGUUUCCUUAUAUCUGAUCCCUCCCCUUUCCCAAAGUAUGUUGCUGUGGAUCAAAUUUCUUUAUCAAUUCCUGAACUUGAUAGAGUAAAAUCAGUCAGAGAAAUUCAACAAAGAAUAGGAAGAAUUUUGAAGAUCAGCGUUUAUUUCGGUUCCAUUUUCUUCAUUUACUUGUGGGAACACUUUUAUUUAUGGGCAUAUUGUCUAGCUCUUGAUCACUGUGUCUUAUCUAUCAAAUUUUGGCCGUUCAUUGAUUUUUUACCAAUCAAGGUUGUGUUACACCCAUUUUGUCUUA